CCAGUGACGGGCGUGACGUAGUCGGAGGAGGAUGUACGCCCCUGUCGGCGAGGGCCACGGCAACCAACAACCAUCCCUGGUCAAUCCAUGGUGGCUUCAUCCGCCAGUUGGACGAACUGUUGGGCACGAGCGCGAUCAAGAAGGAAAAUACCUACACGAAGGUGGCAGAGACAGGGGUGACGAAGGUCACGGGGUUGGGCCUAAGGGUGGCAUCAUGGACUCUAAUCAGCACCAGUUCUGUCUCAAGUGGAAUAGCUUCGGUAGCAACUUGGCGACAGCGUUCUCGAAUUUGUUCAAAAGCGAGAGUCUUACCGAUGUCACCCUAUUCUGCGAGGGAGUAACGUUCAAGGCACAUAGGUUAAUCCUCGCAGCAUGCAGCAAGCACUUUCAAGAGCUGUUCGAAGGAAUGCCUCCUUCUCCCGCGGGACUGAUCGUUAUUCUCGACGGGACGAGUGCCCACAAUAUGGCGUCCCUUCUCGAAUUCAUGUACCGUGGAGAGGUACACGUGUCCCAGGAAUCCCUCAGCUCUUUCCUCAAAGCAGCCGAAUGCCUUCAAGUGAAGGGUUUGUCCAUCGAGCACGAGAAGCUGGCGGUAGCGCAGAGGCACGCAGCGGAGAACAGUAAUUCGUCGACGGACGCGGGGGGGGAAGUGAGCGAUCUGGCCGAAACGGGUGAAGCGACCAUGGUGAGAAACACCAUGAAGAGGACCCCCACACCGGCCCCUUCGCCCGCCCCUGCGUACCCCGUGCCCAGUCUCUACUCUACCUCUCACUAUUACGAAAGCCCGCCGAAAAGGCUGAUGAGAUCGCCGAGCGAUGUUGAUACUCUAGGAAGGGCGAGCGUGUUGCGCGACGGUACUGCUUUUCGGCCUGCAUCAGCGCCACAUCCGCUUAUCCUGGAGAACCAUUUCUAUCAGCCAUUCAUCCACCCUUCGGAAACACCCGCACAUCCUCACACAGCGCCACACACGCCCACGGAACUGGAACAAGAAUUGGAACGAGCGAGGUCCGAGGAACGUAGCAAUUGCGAUCUCAAGGAAAGCGUAGCCGAAGAUCUUCGAAUAAAGCAGGAACCAGUAGCGUUGAGCGAUCGGGAGAGGGCAGAAAAAUUGGCGGAAAGACUGUCUGGCGAAGUAUAUUCCGGGGGAAGGGGGUUCGAUAGUGGUCAUUACGGUUCAAAUUCGGAUCAAAUGCAACAUGGAGGGCAAGUUGGCCACGCUAUGGUGCCCUUACCGCCCGCUCAUCCACCUACUCCUGAUCUCAGCCCUGCACCCACCACCCCUGCUAUGUGGAAUACGAAGAUCAACAAGGCUGGCACCGUUUCCACUCCAGAUGGCAAGAAGCUAAAGUGUCCGUUCUGCGAGAGACUGUACGGGUACGAGACGAAUCUGCGGGCCCACAUACGGCAACGUCACCAGGGUAUCAGGGUGCCGUGUCCGUUCUGUACGCGGACCUUCACGCGGAACAACACAGUGAGACGGCACAUCGCACGCGAGCACAAGGCCGAGUUGAACCUGAAGGCGUUCCAGCAGUCGAACCAUUCGAUGUCGGACUCGGUGCCGCAGUAACGACAUCCUCGUGGUCGUCAUCGUCGUUGUCGUCGUCUUAGCCACGAUCGUCGUCGUGAUCGUUGUCGUCGUCGCGGAGGCAGCCCGGUGGCUACUCGAGUAACCCGCGAGUGACAUCGAGUAACCCGAACGAUUACGAGGAAGAUGGAAGGUCCACCUUCCCGGUUUGGUAGUCGGUCAACGCCAUCCUCAUCCCGUGUCGCGACAUUCUGGAUUCGUCGUUUCCCUCGUGAACUCGCCUCGCUGCGUUUGACAGCAACCGAAGAACGCGUUUCGACGACAGGACUACAAAGGGAACGACGCGACCUGCUGGGUCAUCCUGACCGGGUCCGUUCGCAAUAGUUGUCAAUUAAACUGCGAGCUACCCGGGUCUUCUGCACGGAAAUGGAUCCAUGGCAGACGGACAGGAUGUUAACCCUAGGGUGGUUCUUCGGGGUUCACCUCGUAACACGACGUCCUUGUUGGUUUCGGUUCUUAAUCCGUGAUCCGUCUGACUCUUCGAAUCUAUUUUUAUAGAUCCACAGUUCCUUUUAAGCCUGCACGACAGCGCUUCGUUGAGGAUGGACGUCGGAUUCGGAUGAGGCCGGAGGCGUUGACCGUGUAGGAAAAAUUGUCACGGUGAUCCAUGGAAUUCACGGAGGAUCAGAAGAGGAAAGGAGCUCGGGAAAAACGUCGACGUCCGAUUGCUCGCGUAGCUAUGCACAGAGGUAGGGAAUUAUGCGCGUCGCGCCUCGGACACGCUCGCGGAUACGCUGCAAAUCACAAAACUAGUCAAUGAAAGUGCAACGUCGAGUAAGAGUUAUUAACUAGAAACGCUUUAAAGAACGCGAAUUAAAUAGAGAAGUAGAGAAAAGAAAGAAAACAAUGCGUGAAACACCGGAGGAUAGAGAAACGUGAAGAAACCGGACGCGGAUUCACGAACGCUAAAGAGAGAAAGGAGAGUAACGAAGAAAAAAAGACGCAUAUCUCAGGUGAAUCGUAUACAAUAAGCGAAAUAGAUGUUUUUGUUUUCUCUGUCUUUUUUUUCUUCUAUUUUUUUUUUUUUUUUUAAUUAUUUUUCGUUAAUUCACUCCGCGCGUUUCGACGCCCCGGAAGAACGUUCGUUGCGUACCAAGAAACACGCGGUAUCGAGCACGAAAUGGCGCAUGCGCCGUCGCGAAAAUAGGUUUAAUUAACGAAAAAAAAGUGUCUACUUACUGCCGCUACCUUUUACUGUAUAUUCGAUAGUUGAACGUUACCAUUGGAUUAAGAAUUACCGAACUACUAUCGCAUCAUUGAUGCCAUCGCCGCAUUAAACGCUGUUAUAUACUGACAUGCCGCAGGGAAUAACUGGUACUAUUAUUGCUGUUGAUGUCGAGAGCCUAGGGUCGAGACACGGGUGAUAUAUCUACUUUACGCGUUAGUGCCAAAAACACGGGAAAUCAAACAACUCUGGAUCAGAAUCGCAUCUUAGUUUGUACGUUGUCGAGCGUCUUAGUUUCCCCUAGGGAAAAAGAUGAUGUACGAGACCCAUCACUUGGCUGGCGUUUACGUCUUGUUCGCACGGGACGAUUAUUCGAUUUGGAAUUCGUUUUAGAGCUGUUUCGUUUUUAACCAGAUGUGCUACAUUUUUCGUGUAUUAAAAGAACGUUUCUCCCCUUUACUGAAGAACAACUUGGUACUAUUGAAAUUUUUAAAUCUUGCAAAUUUUUUAGUAAUCGUACAUCGCCAUUUUCUUUGAGGAAGAUUAGGAUGCUCGACAGCGUCUCCUAGCAAGAAGCUAACCCACAAAACAUAUCCAGAAGAGAGUGGUGCAUUUUACCGUACUCCGAUGCAGACGUAUAUUUUUUCUCAUCUUUGUUUUGUAUAGAUAUACCGUUUUAUAAAAGAUUUAUGAGAUUAUUACUACGAUUACUGGAACAGACAGGCUGUCGAGUUACUGUAUCUCGUGUAGAUUCUUCUUGGCGAAUGCGUUCAAUGUCCACACGAAAUAAUACUCUUACACCGAAAUAUAUUUUACUUUGCCAUAACUUCAUUUUAUAUACAAGUUAGGGUGUUAAUAUCGCGUCACGCGAAGUUACGUGAUUUUACAUUGUUAUUACGUGACAUUCGUAAAGCGUGAGCCGAAUAUAGCCGAAUAUACGUGCAUUUAGUUUAAACAUAUGUAUAUAUAUGUUGCUCGUGAUAGUACGUGAUUUCCUAUGACGCGAUAGUAACGUAUAAUAGCAAUGGUUAACCAAGUUCAGAAAAUGUAUUUUUAACGAGACGCAUUCGCCAAGAGAAAUCGAAACGUGACACGUUAAGUCACGCGUACAAUCACUACCACUUUGUUACCUGUUUACAAUGUUUAAUACGGACUUUUGUCCGAAGCAAUAGUCGAGAUAUAAUAGGGGAUAUAAUAAUCAAUAGACCAGAAAUGAACAAAGAGCAUAGGGAUAAUUGCUAGACCGGUUGUAUAGAAUGUGAUCAAUGCAAUAGUUAUUAUAUUACAUUACCUAUAGAUAGAUAUAUAGAUACUCCUAGUCAGGAUGGCACCACGAUAUUACUUGUUGCAGUAUUGACACGUUUUUAUUACUACAGACUUUAUCUAUCUCUCUUUAUUUCUUGUACCCUCCACCGUGUUUUUCGUUGAUUCUUCGUUUUAUUUUUCUACUCGCCCCCCAAACCCCGCCCAUCCCCCUGUUCUUGUUUCUUUAUUUUUUUCUCUUUGUUGCGUUACAGAAGAUGAAGUUUAACCAAGAGUUAUCUCACAACGAUACGCGAAUACCGUACGGUAUCAAAGACAAUAGAUAAUAGAGAAUUAUUUAGUAUUUAUAUGGUCAAGCUAGGUUAUUGCAGAAACAGUGAAACGUAUAUAUGUUUUGUCCGUUUCGUACCUUUUUUUUUUCUUUUUCGUACUCUUUUUUGAUUACGCGUUGCAUGUGUUCUUGUUCGUUCUCUCUCUCUUUUUUUUCGUUUACUUAUUUUUUUUCUACGCUACUGAAUCGCGGGGAUUUUUGCCCGCGUUCUGCCAAACACUUGUAUAACAGUACUACCUCAUCGUUUUUAUAAUGACAAAACAAACACAGGGAACAUUGAGAGACCACGAUAUUAACAUCUGUACAUUCCGUACAGCCGCUACUACUUGUCUGAUUAGUGUCGGAACUACCGCUGUUAUACCCUUCGAAGGGUAGAUCUCGAAGAUUUUCGCUGGAAUUCCUCUUCGUUACACCGUACUGUCAUCGUAAUCUAAACGAUCACGCAAAUCUUAUUUAAACGUUGUCAAAGGGUCCACUCGCUGUUCGAGACAUUUCCAGCCAGCGAAAUACUAUCGAGAUCGUGGUCACACGUGAUAUAUAAGCUCUACAUAUUAUAAUAUAAUAGAUCCGAUUUUUUUUACAAAGCCGCAUACGCUCGGGUGCAGAAAUGGCUUCCCUUGGUUAACCCUUAUGCACAUCUGAUGUAGCGUUAAUUUAGAUAAUAUUAAUGUACCCACCACUACUAUUAAUUUAAUAUUAUAAUGACCUGUUAAUUUUUAUAUUAACCCUCGUACCGUGUACGUCUUUAUAUCUGAUUUAACAUUUAAUUUAAUCUUUAAUUACCUCGUUGAAAAUCUGAAGCUUUAUUAAAGUAUAUUGUAACGAAGUGUAAUAUAUCUUUGACGCGUUAACCAAGAUACGCCAUCUUUGCGCGCGCGCGUACGACGUAUGUACAACUGACGGCUAGAAACAAUAAGAUACACGAGUGGUCGAAUGUGUGCGUACGAGAGAGUGUAUGUGUGUGUGUGUGCUAGACUGCGUGAUUUCGAAGCACGUUUAUCCGGUGAGAAACAAUCACAGCGAUUUCAUCGUUCAGCAGCGAGGUUCGAUUUUUGGAGCGAUAGCGAUUUUGAUUUUUUGUUUAUCAGGAAACCUGGAGAAAAUUCAAAGAAAGGAAAAAGCGACAGAUACGGUUCGCGCACGACGAACGAAAAAUUUGAAAUCACGCGAGAAAUGUCGAUCGCGGGGGCGUAAUGCACGACGGAGGGGGUUGUGGGAUAAAAGAAGGCGCAAAGGGAUAAAACUGGUAGAGGGUGUGGAAACUGAGAUAAUAGAAGAAAUUGUGUCGCGUGCACACGUGCUCGUUUCGUCGGCGGAUUUCGCGUUUUCCGAUCGGGGUUGCACUAAUGGAAAAAAUCUUCGAAACGAGCUGGCAAAUGGAAAGAGCAGAAAAGAAAUAAUGGGAAAAUAUAAAAAGAAACAGAAUGCUACGGAGCGUACGAGGAAAAAUUGUUAUUCGGACGCGAGGGUGAAUACCGAUAUCCUUUCGAGCGCACUGCGAAUGAAUUUUUAUCGAGGAUGGUCUUCGAAACAUUUUAGACGACGUGAAAAAAUUAGUCAUAGAGGGAGGAUCGAGGAUGCUGCGGUAAAAGGGAUUAUUCAAAAAAAAAGUGUUAUGUGUCGUUUACGUAUGUGAUGAUACUAGGAACAUACACGCACACGUACACGUAGAGACACGUGGAUACCACAUACACACGCUAAACACGCAUGGGAUACGUCGCACACGGCCGAGUAACACGCGUACGCGGGUGUAAAUAAGCUAGUAAUCACGUAUGACGGUCGAAUCUUUUUUCUUGUUAAUUUUCUUUUCUUUUUUGUUAAAUUAAGUCGAACAUGUUAUUUUUGUCCUCGGCUACUCUGCCAAGCAGAAGCGAUGAUAAUCGGAACAAAUAUGAUCGAUAAUGUUUAAGUCGUACGAGCAACUCUUAGCGUUAAGUUUACACUUUUCUUUAGCAUAUUCUUUUUUUUUAAUUCCUCUUAGGUAAUGUUUGGGAUGACUAGAGGCCGAGGUGAACCGUUCGCGCGAACAUUUUGGGGUCUCGCAAGUUUCUUUAGUUGCUUAGUAACAAAAAACGGAGGGGUGCACGCGUGUACACUGGGGUAUGACGUAGGCUUUUCUUGGGAAGUGCAGACUCUAAAUUUUCCUCUUCGUGAAUUACUUAUUCUUGGAAUUUUCUAUGACUCAUCAGAUACGUCAGCUUUCUCACUAGGGGACUCUAGGUACAUUUAAAAUUUCUCAGUACGGUAUCCAAGGUACAUCUGACCUUUCAUUUUGGCACCUUUAAGCUCUCGUGAAGUUCUCCACAGGAUUUUCUAGAAUUCCUUAGACUCCAAUCUUUAUAAUUCCUCAGAUUUCCAUAGAAUUCUUGGAAUUCUUUAAAUUCCUAGAAUUUCUUAAGAAUUUCCAUGAUUCUUCAAUUUUCUAAAAUUCAUCACUGCGCCCAAAAUUUUUGCAGAUUCCAAAUUUCCUAAAAAUUGUUCACAAUCUCCCACUGAUUACUUAGGAUUCUCUAGAUCUCGGAAUCGUUUCUAGAAACAUUUUGGAAUUCCCUAGAGUUCUACAUUUACUCUUAAGCAAAGUCUACUUCACACCAUAGCGUACACUGUACAUAUGUAUAUGUAUGAUGAACAAAGAGUGGAGCGUGUAGAGGCGAAUGAUGGGUAUAUAUUUAGAUGGUCGACACGGAAUUGGGACAAAGAACUCACCUUUCGAUUGGGAGAAUCCUUAAUUAUAUCGUAACCGCAAAAUCCUUUCGAACGUCACUGCACGUUUGCAACGAAUACUCGUUCAUAAUUCCUCGGGUGUGUGGCUGAAGAACGCUUCGAAUUUCAAAAAUUGUACACACCUCGAGAAGGUGGUUUAUCGUUUUCCUUUUUCUUGCACGUUGUUGAAUUUUGUCCGACCGUAUCCCAGAGUGCAACGCAUACACACACAGACACGUACACACGUAUACACUCACGCACAUAGUACACACAUAGAAAGGGCGCGAUACGUGCGUACACGUCGCGUGCAUAUAUCCACGUUACGAAGCCACGCGAGGCCGUACGCAUACACGUAUGUACCAUUAUUGUAUCACGGCGUAGGAUAAAAUGUUGCAUGUUGUUUCUAUAAUAUGUGUUUUACGGAUUGAAAAUCCUUUAUAGAUGUCGUGUGUGACACAGCUUGGCGAGGCGAGCUUUACACCGGUGGGUCCGUCGACCGUUGCGCGGGCGUCGCUCGUCAAGCGUCGAGAGAAUCGAAAAUUAAUCGAGGUAAUUAAAGGUAGACCAUAAAUUGUCGGCAAAGCGUUGGUGCUCGAAUGCGCGACCGAGACUCCCGGUGUAAACGGGCUUUCCGUGAUUUAAAAAGUGAAAAAAAAAA
Molecule: messenger RNA, 7705 nt
Organism: Megachile rotundata (alfalfa leafcutting bee)
Lineage: Eukaryota; Metazoa; Arthropoda; Insecta; Hymenoptera; Megachilidae
Gene: chinmo
Product: Chronologically inappropriate morphogenesis
Biological process (GO): regulation of transcription by RNA polymerase II
Cellular component (GO): nucleus
Molecular function (GO): protein binding
Source: RefSeq, a predicted model, not a curated record